GACACAAUCUGUGGUUACUUGAACGCACAAAUGACAGUGUGCGAUACAUUAAGUUUACAUGGUUGCGUUGCGGAUAAGAUCACCCUAAUAGUUGUCACCAUUAACUAAUAACAUAUAGAGUACCACAAAACUGACUUGUAAAAAUCCCAAACCUUAGCCGAAACAGUUCGAGCCGAAGUUAAGCCAGUUUCCUUUCAUGCAAUAAAUACACAAAAGCAAGGUGAAUUCUUAACAAGUACGAAGUCCCUGUACUCACAUGCGGCGCGUCCUUUAAUUUUGCGGAGCAACAUGACAGUAUCCUGGACAGAUGAGUUAACCGAAGAUUCAGAAUUACCCCCUGUUGAAGAAAAGUUCGAUUCAGAACGUAACAUUAAAACUGUCGUACGAUAUUUCUUCAAUGAAGACGGUGAUUUGAUCAAGGAAACUAAAGAAUAUCAAAGAGAAAAACGAGUUGUUGCUUCACGAGUAGCGGACAGAAAAAAAUGGAAAAAGUUUGGCGCUUCAAAAUCUGAUCCAUCUGGCGGAAAUUUAGCCAAUACUUACCCAGCCGAUAUAGUUACCAUGCAAAUUGUUCAAUCAAGACAGCCUGAACAAGAGCAAAAGAGACAGGAAGAGAUGAAUGUGAAAACAAAACUUGGAGAACCUGUGAUUGUUUGUAAUUAUUGUAAAGGUGGACAUUUCACUCGUACUUGCCCGUACAAAAGUGAUAUGGAAGCAAUGCAGUUGUUACAAGAACAACUUCGUGCUAAAACGGAACCUACAGAAGAAACAGCUAAAGAAUUACAAAAUGAUCGUUCUGGACGUUAUAUACCGCCAUCAUUACGUGGUGAUGCAGCCAAUACUAGUGGGUCCAGUAUGUCAACUGACAAACGUCCAUUCGAUGAAAACACUGUACGUGUCACUAAUUUACCACCGGAUACAACUGCAGAUGAAUUGAAAUCAGUGUUCAGUGCAUUUGGUCAUGUAGUGCGCAUCUAUCCAGCAAAAGAUAAAUUGACACAACAAAACAGGGGAUUUGCCUUUAUAUCCUUCAGAACUGCGGAAGAGGCGAAAAGUGCAAUUUAUGGUGUCAAUGGUCUUAGACAUAACCAUGUUGUUUUAAAAGUCGAUUGGGCAAAGUAAGUUUAACAUUGUAUUUGUGCUGCAGUGCAUGAAAUCUAUUUUAGUCUGGAAGUUAACAAGAAGUGGAAUUUAUUGCCUUUACGCAUGCUCAUUUAUGUCACACUUUUUAUGCCAAUAUAAUCAGAUAAUGAUGGUAUAGUGUAUUAGCAAGUUUUAGUAAUACCUGUCUUUACCAAUUCAUUAAGCUUUAUUAUUUCAAAAAUUAGUUCUCCUCAGUACACUAUGUUGAUUGACUACGAUUUAUGAACUACUCUUUACAAAAUGUAUUCAUCUAGACUUCAAGUUUAAAUUUGCAUCUACAGCUCUAGCAUCGGCCUUAUCGCAAGACUUGACACAAGUAUGUAUCGGUCCCAUUUGCCACAUCAGAAAUUAAAGAGAAAAAGAGCGAUGUAACAAGACAUGAAGCACCCGAGUAAAUUAGUAUUUGCUCUAUUAGUAAACUAAUAGCAAGAAGAAGUUCAAAGAACAACUGAGAUUUUGAAAUAAAAUUAACCACGAUUGCACCACCACUACCACUGAUUUCGAGCCGUGUAGUCUUAUUCCUCUCCCUCCAUCGAUUAUGGUUAUUAUUCCUUCUUCAACUAAAAGAUCUGUGACUGUGGGGACGGUUCAGGUUAACAGUCACUGACUUCAUAGUAACUCUGUGUUUUUAUAUUCGUGCCUCUAACCUUUCAAAUUUACUACUAUUCCGGCCAAAAUGAGGGAUUUUUUUAGGUAUGCGUUUGAGAUACUGUGUCCCUAAGUAAUGUUGUCACGCUCCAAUAGUGAGUAGUAAGAUCUUCAUUUUAUACCUCGUAUUUACUGCUUUUCUUACCCCUAUCCAGCUGAUCUGCACGAAACGUGUUCUAGACAAUAUUAGCUCUAUUGAGUUGCUACCAUAUGGAAACCUUAUCAUCACAUCAAGAUGCUAGCUACGGUCUAGUUUCAUCAGUGAAGGGAUGACCAUAAUUAUCUUGUUAGCUCUACCGUAAGUAAUACGUAGAAGUGGGAUUCACUGAGGCCAUGACCUAACACCUAUUUUAGGUUGCGGUAACCACCAACUUAUAUUUUUCCAUUGCUGAUAUUCACAAUUAAAUAUGACUAUUGGCGGCGUGAGCAAAUGAAUUCACUGAAUGAAUGAUACCUCAAAUAUACGUUUAUAUUGAUUAUCCAUGUAUCUAUUCAAAGGACCAAUACACUUAUAUAGUGAUUAGAUUGAACUCUUGAUAUCAACAACGGAAUAAUAAGAACCUAUACAACAUUUAUUUAGAAUGACCCCAAUCUCAAAACCGAAUUGGUAUAGUACGAUAUGAUGAAAUAUCUCUUUUGUACAUAAAAUGUAACCCCUCUUUUUCAUCUCAACAGUUCUAUUUUGUUUAUUCCAUCUAAUUAUCAUUUGUGACACCAUUUUCAUGACAGCAAUCAAAGAUGUUUACUUUCGUGAAAACCUCUUCAUUUAGUAAUAGUUCUUCUUGUCACUUGAGCCAAAAUAUUUAUUUCGUUGUGUAUGGUGUGUUUUUUUUGUAAUGGUGGAGAAGAUUUAUAACUCAAGUGGAUAAUUUUAUUCUCUGAUCAAACCAUCCAACUCUGAGAACAAAACUCCACCUAAAAGAUGUUUUUUUGGCAAUUAUUUGGAUAUUUUCCAUAACACUGGUACUAUAAGUUACGAUAUUUUGAUAGUAUGAAUCCUAAGCUAAGUUGUUCUGUUCGUCAAUGAAACUGUUAUUAUUUGGUUAGUUUAUUCCUAUAAUUCAUCUAAUCAUUACUUGAUAAUGAAAGUUCUCGAAAACAGACAAUUGAACAUUGUUUAGUCUAAUCCUCAUUACUAUUUAACUAUUAUUAUUCUUAUUUAUUAUUUCAGACCUUCAAAUAAUUAAAGCUUUCGAAUAAGCAUCGAUAUCUCACUCCUGUUUCACCUACAUCAAUUGUUAAGAAAAAUAUAUAUAUAUCUUUACAGACUUAAUUGAUAAUAAACGAGGUGCAUUGAAUGAAUUCUUAAUUUUCAAUAUUUUGUUCGUUUUGAUCUAUGAAAAUUAAUCAACCAAACAUCUUAUAUAUGUAUCGAUCAAUCUAAUCUGCAUAUUGUUGUUUGUAGUAUCCCCUCUUAUCGUACUUUUUAUUCGAUAGGGAUUUCAAUAUUAGCUGCAAUUUCAACGUUCCUUAUAGUUGAAUGAUUAUGAUAGUUCACUCUUACAAAUAAAAGAUUUGAUUUGUAUCAACGAGAAUAUAUUUUCUUAGGGUUGAAAAAUUGAUCAAUUUCUACUGAAAGCAUCCGUUUUGUGCCGUGUUACAUAACCUAAAUCAGUCAAUGUCUGUGUUCAAUAUUAUUUAACAACAAUUCAAAAAAUCUUCACUUUUCCGGAAUAAAGCUAUAUCAGCUCGUGAAAUCGUGUACAUAACGUUAACCUAGAAAGACACGACCGAUUCACCAAUUGCUAUAAAAUUAAAUUCCGGCAUAUAUUACUCAUUGUUUAAUGUUUUAGUUUGCAUAUUAGUAUCAAUAUAAAACCAUGAUUGGAAAUAUAUCUAACACGACAAUUUUCAGGGUUAGUGGUUUAAUGGGAAUUAAGUCGUCGAAAUAAUAAACUGAGUGUCCAGAACAGAUCGCCAUGGAUUUGGCAGCUCGUAACGGUUAUGCUGUUCUUAGUUUACGGUCUUUCUCGAAGGACAUUAGGUACAACACUAACUUUAUUUACUGGAUCUGCCGGGUGAUUAAGAGGUUUCAAGUUUACUAAUAUAGCGUACAUUAUCCCCUAGCAGUUACUCGAAAUUUCUGUUCAAAAAGUGAAUGCCAAGUACAACAUUAACCUUUAAACCUCAGAAGCGUCUGGAAUGUACAAUGCAUUGUUUAAAAAAAUGAUAAGAUCUAUCAAUACUAGGUAUAAAUUUUGAGUUAGUGUAAUGAUGAGUAACAACUGUCAGCUAAUUACCAAAGUCGAAAUCUUUAAUACGAACGUCAACUGUACAGAGUUAAAACUUGGAGAACUACUACAACCAUCAUCAAAAAGGUACUAUUAUUUAUUAUUAUAUAUUAUUUGGACACAUAAAGAUUGGUACAAUAAUGCGCCACACAAAACAAUUACAAUUUAAAGAGAAGGAAAAAGAAAAAAGGUAAGGAGUGUAAACAAAAAAGAGAACAAUAAUGGAGAGAUUGGUGUUAGGUAGUGUAGUAAUAAUGAGGAAACGGAUAGGUACAAUCAGAAGAAAUUUUUCAGGUAAAGGAGACACAACCACUUUAUGAAGAAAGUAAAAGAAGGUUACAGCAGGAUCGCCACUGGCUUCUAUUCUGAGCCAUAUCUGGUAACGUCUCUAGCCACUGUGUAGCACCAUCUCUCAGACCCCAACCAGGGAGUCGUGAAGGACCAACAGAAGCCAGUCCUUUGCAGAUUUCUUUCAUGCCACGACACCAUGUCAUGCACUGACCACCUCUCCGCUUCUUCCAACCAGUCCCAGAGUCGACAAAUAAUGCACGACGUGGAAUUCUCUGGGACGACAUUCGUAGAAAUGUCCGAGCCACCGAAGUCGGUGUUUCAAGAUGGUGACA
Messenger RNA from Schistosoma guineensis, 4645 nucleotides. The record is from the annotation of a GenBank genome assembly. NCBI's taxonomy places the organism in Eukaryota, Metazoa, Platyhelminthes, Trematoda, Strigeidida, Schistosomatidae.